This is a messenger RNA of Fusarium oxysporum Fo47, 2689 nucleotides long. RefSeq lists its product as uncharacterized. Gene Ontology annotation, molecular function: zinc ion binding; DNA binding; DNA-binding transcription factor activity, RNA polymerase II-specific. Lineage: Eukaryota; Fungi; Ascomycota; Sordariomycetes; Hypocreales; Nectriaceae. The record is from RefSeq and is a predicted model, not a curated record. Gene Ontology annotation, biological process: DNA-templated transcription; regulation of DNA-templated transcription. The transcript has 7 exons. The coding region runs from base 53 to 2689 and encodes 878 amino acids. Gene Ontology annotation, cellular component: nucleus.
CACGAAUCUCUCCCCUCGAAAAUCCCACGAUCAAGGAUUGAAACAAGUCAAGAUGAGGACACUUUUAUUGCUUGGGGGCAUGACACCAGAUGUCACCGCCCUCUACUAUAACAUCAUCAACAAAGUUGUUAGACUCAAACUCGGUGAUCGAGCAUCAGCCCCAUUAUAUCUGUACAGCGCCAACCUCGAAGAGAUGAUUCAACACGCCAUGAAGGGAGACUGGAACGAGUUCGCAAACGUUUAUAAGAAACCCAUCAGAUCGCUGAGUGAUAGGGUGGAUGGCAUCGCGAUCUGUGCUAUUCUUGCACACAAGGUCGCCAAAAAGCUAUUUGAUGACUCCUCAUCGGCUCAUGUCCCACUGUUUCACAUCGCGGACUGUCUCGCACUCCACAUUACCAACAAUCAUCCAUCAACUAAGAAGCUUGGUCUCCUUGGCCCAAAGAUCUCGAUGCUCGAUUCCGAUGAUCCAGAUUUCUUUGUGGCCAUGUUACAAAAGGCUGGCUUUGAGAUCCUGAUCCCGGAAACACCAACAGAUAUUGAGGAGGUCAACAGAGGCAUGCUUCAUGAAGUAGCGAAGGGCGUUACUUCUGUGACAGACUCAACAAGAAAGAUGUUCAUUCAACAAGCGAAAAAUCUGAUUGAAAGAGGAGCUCAAGGGUCUGAUAGCACCCUCUCACGUACAGCCUGUGAGAGAUGUCGCAGACAGAAGCUUCGCUGCAGUCGUCAACGUCCAACCUGCACGCGAUGCAGCCGCUUCUCAGUCACCUGCAGCUAUCCUGAAUUAGCUGAUCGCAGACGUCUCGCAGCCCAUCGCGAAUCCGUGCGGGCCGAACAGUCCCGUCCUGAAGCCGCCCCAGUGACUCCGGAGUCGACAGAGCUCAAUGUUGGCACAGUCAGAAGUCCAUCAGAGGCUCCAAGAAUCAGCAGCAUCGGCUUUGUUGAUGUUGGCCCAUCACGAACAGAACAUGUAGCCCCAGGCUCUGCUGGCACCAACCUGGACGAUUUACCGCCACGGGCCAUAGGGCUCGCGCUGUUGGAUAUUUACUUUGAACGGUUAUACAAUGCUACCUUGCUUUUUAAUCGCACUCAGCUAUUUGAGUCUUACUUAGAUGGCAGUCUACCUCCAUAUCUAUUGAGGAGCAUAUUUGCACUGUCAUCAUUGUUCCUUCGUAAACCACGGCAUCAGCCACCUAGGCUAGGUACUCAUGCGGUGUCUCCAGAGCUUGCAGCAUUUGCUACGUAUGCCAACUAUGGGGAUGCCUGGGUUGAGGCAGCAAGACGCGAGGCUUGGCUUCUCACAGAUAGACCGACAGUUCAAGUAGUUCAAGCUCUUUCAUGUCUCAACUUGUACUGGUUUGCGACAAGAGAUCUAGACCGAGCUCGGAUCAACGCUGUUAUGGCCUAUGCAUCGGCCACUACAUUUCGUUCCCUUAACCUCUCAGACAACAGAACAAGGACGAAAGACGAGCUGCAGCUUGUAGAAAGAAAGCAUGGCUGUUUUUGGGCAUGCUGGUCAACGAUGUGUAUCUCUUCUUUUCCUGAAGCCUAUGCGAAGAACGCCUGGGAGGAAGCUUGUAAUGUGCCACUUCCUGUUGCAUCAGAUGGCUUUGUUAGUGAUGGGAACGUCGUGCGUCAAUACCACAUGACUGCGGAAUGGAAGCCUGAAGCGCUCAACGAAGAGCCGAAUCCCCCUUCAUCAAUAAUGGCAGAACAUAUGAAGCUCAUGGGGGUUUGGGUUAAAAUACAGCUUAUAAACAGAGACAAGCAGGAAAGUCCAGACGUCACCCACAUACUCCAUUUGUCCAGCUUGGCGAAAGAUAUUUAUCAAUCGAGCCAGUUUCCUCCUUACGUUACAGGUAACGAGGGUACCGGUCGUGAUAUUGCACGGCUGCUGGGACUGCACUCAUUAUACCAUCUUUGCCAAAUAGUUCUUCUCUGUCCCCUGGUGUCUCUUUUCUCUGGUCGACGGGGCAUCACAGGAGAAGGGACUCAGAACCACGCACAAACAAUUACCAAGCAUGCCAUUCACCACGGGCAUCUGAUUCGGGAUUAUAUUGCUAGAAAGCAGGAUAUAUCCAAACUCAGUUCUCAUGUCGGCUUUGCUAGCUUCGUGUCGACCUCAAUCAUCCUCACCCUCUUGAGGUCCAGGGCUCGCCGGCAUCGUGAUGAUGAAAAUACACGGGACCAUGUGUCACACGCACUUGUGACACUGAUUCAGGAUAGUAUUGAUAUACUCAGUAUUCUCCAGACUUUCUGGGAGCACCUAGAGCCAAUGACUAGGAGCUUGCAGCGGGCUGCUGACCAAAUACUAGGACCGUUCGACCGCGUCGGGCAUAGCGUUAUAGGAACUGAAUCCAGGACUAUCGAAGUCCCAAUGACAGGAGUCAAUAGUCCAGCACGGGAGGAAGAUGUCAUCACGACCACGUAUAUCGAGUCUCCAGAGUAUCCGAAUGCCCAUCAUUCAGCGAGCUCCUACACGAAUGCCCAUUUUGGCGUUACAGAUAGUGCCGGGGGAUAUAUGACUCAGAACUUGGAUGAGACUCCUGAUUGGCAUCAUAAUAAUUUGUUUGAAUGGUGUCAGACAGAAGGACUCCUGGAUAUUGGUGAUGAUUUCUUGGACAUUGGCGCUUCGGUUGAUUGGAACAUGGACUUGGAUCUGUUAACGGGUUUCUCUUCACAAAUGGCAUGA